UUUGGUUGCUCUUUUUCUGUCAGCUCAUUGUGAGCUGACUUUAUCUUUGAUCAGGAAACACAUUUUUAUUAAUGACGCUAAGACCUGGAGCGAAGCUCAAAAGUUUUGCCGAGAGAAUUAUGCCGACCUGUCCACCAUAGACAGCAAAGAUGAGCUCAUGAGGUUCCAAAACGAUUUAAAUAGUCAGAAAGCUGGUAGCACAGAAAGCUGGGUCGGACUGAACAAAAACUCUGUUCGCGACAAAUGGGUGUGGAGCGAUGGAAGCACAGAUAUUGCUAUGCCAUGGAUGUCUGGUGAACCAAACUCCCCAUAUACCGCCUUUUGUUGCAAGAGUUUGGGUGGUAAUUUGUACGACUACUUCUGUGAUAAUCACUACCCUUUUUUCUGCUACAAGUGGGUGCCUGAACUGAUCCUGGUCACGGAGAAGAAGAGCUGGGAGGAGGCUUUUGAGCACUGCGUGUCUCAACACUCCGGCUUGGCCUGUCUGCCAACCAGUUUGCAUCUCUUCCAGGCCAGUAACAAGACUGCAGACACGCAAACAGAUGUCGUGUGGACAGGUCUGCGCUUCCUGGCAGGCUCCUGGUUCUGGGUCAGUGGGGAGUCUCUGGGAAAUUCGGUCCAGCUGCCGGCGUGCCCUGCCAGUCCCCUGUACUGUGGAUCUCGAAACCUGACAGCUAAAGAGUGGGAGAGCAGAGACUGUACAGAGAAACUGAACUUUUUGUGUUAUUAAUGAACAGGGUAAGAACAAAAUCAUAUGUCUGUCAGUUGUGUCUGUUUAGUGUAAAACAAAUGUAGCUAUGUUGUUGUUGUUGUUAAUGCAAUGAAUGCAAUUAAAAUGUAUAUUAUCCACAGACACACAUAUAUUACUAGUUAACUUUUAUAUAAUCCACUAGAAUACUAAAAUUGUCAUAAUAAUGUAGUACACAACUAUGUCUAUAAAGUUGUAGUGCUUUAAUGUUUGGGUUAAGCAGUUUGUGUACCUAUAUAUGCUAUGUUUAUAAGUGGUGUUUUUUGGAGGUUUUUUUAAGUAUCAGUGUGAACAUGAAAAGUGCCUGAUGAUGCAUUACUUUGCACUUUGAAACAUAAACUAUACUUUUAGCGAGUUCUGAUGUAAUAGAUUUUCAGUGCUUUUAAAAGCUAUAUUGAUGUGCUUUUCAGCAUGUUGUCUGUAAGUUUAACGUUUAAAACAAAGAUCAAUUGAAGAUCGUUAAACUGUAAUCAAAAAUAUAAUCAAGAAUAAAUCGAAAAACGGAUUAAAUGAAAUAUUUAAAUAAUAAUAGUUUUCCCGCUGACAUACACCUUAUGCACAAGAAACUAAAGUUCAUUUAUUGAUAGCUAAACUCUCCCAUUUUGAUCACUGCAUUACAGUAGUAUCUUUCUGCAGUUUAUAUGAAU
Molecule: messenger RNA, 1395 nt
Organism: Puntigrus tetrazona (Sumatra barb)
Lineage: Eukaryota; Metazoa; Chordata; Actinopteri; Cypriniformes; Cyprinidae
Product: secretory phospholipase A2 receptor-like
Exons: 1
Coding region: 158-730 (190 amino acids)
Source: RefSeq, a predicted model, not a curated record